AAGUUUGACAGAUCCUUUGCCAGGACCUUUUGUUCUGGAGUGUUGAUAGCACACAACAAAAAAAAAGCAUCUCGUCGAAAAGCUGUGUUGCAAUGUUUAGCGUGUUGUUAAAAUAGGAAUAAUUGGUGCGAAAACAGUGUAAUUACCCGUCGAAAGUGGCUCCUAUGUGGUAAACAUGAUCUCGAAUGCAUUGUGCGAUCUGGAGAAAUGUGUGGACACUGCCGGAGUCCAGCUCGAUUCGCUUGCACUCAAACUGACCGACGUCGAGCGCAACCUGGACGAGAAUGAGCUCGAGUCGCUGGAAAAUGAGUCCGUCAUGGAGCUGCUAGAAUCGGUGACGGAGGUGAAGAACGAGUAUCAGAAUUUGCGCAAGGAUUUGCAGGAAGUGCAGCAGCUGCAGAAGGAAAUGACCAACUCGCUCCGCUAUCAGCUGCGCAACAUGACGCAAACGUUCCGCGGGCUGAAGAAAAAGAUCGAAUCGAACUCUAUCCCCGUACACCUUGUGCCACCGCCGGCCGGAUCGUCUUCCAGGGGUGCGGGUGGACAUGAGGGGCGCGAAGCGCAACACCAUCAUGCGCACCCACCGGGCCAGCUAUUACUGCCCCAGCCCGAUCUGACCGUGCACGAUCAUGGACCGAGGCGGCUGAUGGGAGGCGCGGGCGGCAGCAUGCUGAAGAGUGUCAGUAAGAACUGAGUAAACCGUUCCCGUGCAUCGUUUGGUAAAAUUCGAAGCACUGUCCUCGCUGGCAUCGAUCAGCUUACGACAAGCAUCGCCUGCCGGUUGCUAUCGGGCAUCACGCAUUACGUACCCAUACGUUGAUUCUACCACCCAUCAUGCCACCAGUUCGUUCGCUCACACGACAUUAUCGCCCAACCCACCCACCCCCCGGUGCGAAUAGUUGUCCAUCGCCAUGCGAGGAGCUGGAUAAUGCGGUGGCCGCCAAAAACAGCCUGUCAGAACGGUGCGUGUGUACUCCGGGCUGUCGUCACCGUGGGGUGACGACCAUCAUCUGCUCCUGUGUAUGCGUGUGUGUGUGUGUGCCUGGUUGUGUUACUUUAAUUAUUUCCUUUAUUGCAUUCAGUUUGAUCGUUUCGUUCGCCAUUCACUACCAGAAUGUGGCUUUAAAUACCGUGCUGCAGGUGUCUCAUCCUACCGUUAUCACCCUCCACCCCUCAGUUAGAUCGUGUACUAUCCAUAAUCAUUUUUCGCUAGCCGAACAUCCUGGUACUUCAACUGCCGGCAGCUGUACCACAAGAAUACGGGACUAAAUUGGAAACUGAAAUCCAACCGACCCGAUCGAUCGUUAGUGAAUCGUUGCUAGGCUACAUAAUAGCGAAGACCCUGUGUCGAAAGCAUGCCAUUUAAAGCUUAUCAUUCUAAGCGUCCCAUCCAAUGCGACUGUGUUGCUAUGAUUACAGUUUCCUCUCUAGCCUAGACGACGUGCAGACAAACACAGAAAGAGGGAGAGCGAGUAAGAAGCGAGCGUAGGAAAAAGGAUAUGGCUUAAUAUCGAUCAGUGUAAUCAUGAUAAAUUCCCAAAUGCUGUUUUUUUGGAGACUACCCCGGACAAACGUGAACCACAAUUACGAACGCACAACUAACAGUUGACUGAUCAGACAUUGCUGAACUCUAGUAAUCGUACGUUGGUUGAGUUUUGUUUAAACAUUUAUUACUACUUAUGUGUGUGUGUGUUUGAGCAUGUUGAGGAUUUAAAUUCAGAGAAUGCUUCCCAGUUUGAAUUCUUCCAUUUUUAAUCCGCAUAAUGUCUCUUGCUCUUAUUUUGCCUUGCUACGCAUGAUGUUAUCGAUUGUUUGCAUGAUGUCCAUCUAUAUCCAUCAUCCAUAUUAAACGUGUGACGAUUCCUAGUAGUGCGUGAUUGUCUAGGGGCUCCAAAAGCUCCGUUACUACUAGAGCACCACCAAACACCUUUAUCGUGCACCAAGUAUACGCACGGCAAACAAACUUUAAACGUGCGCCAAAAAUAUAUGUCUUAACUAUAUUCUAAAGCAUUUACUAGUGCAUAGUAUACAAAAACAAGUAGACAAUUGCAUCCGCUAGCACGUUUCGGUUGAACGUGGUGGCAAUGUUGAAUGUAAUGUAAGCAAACCAAACACAUAUUUAAAAAACAGUCGAAUGCGUAUUACGUGGGUAGAUUGAUGUAUCAUCCCUUCAUGAUCACGAUCGGUAGUUAGUAGUUUAACCGUCAUCUUUACAUUUCCACCAAAUCCCAUCACAUUUGUACAUUCUGUAACAAUGCUUUCAUGUUAAAGAAUACAAUUUUGUAUUGUUUCCCACAACGACUAUCAGCUAUCACAAAUCAUGCUGUAGUGCUUGCGUGCCAUUAUUGUCCCUUUUCACCAAACACUAUGCAUUCCGUACGUUCCAUCCAGCUCGUUUUGAAUCAUGCACAUCUACACACAUUGUUGUUGUUCGAGAAGCCAGUUUGAAGCAAGUUUCAUUAACAAACCAAAACUUCGAAUUUUUCCGCACGAUGCGCCACGGAAGUGCAUUUAAGGGUAAGGAAGCGUACGGUACGUUUGAAAUUAAAAAUACACAUCCUACACACAUACACGGCCCCAUAUUGGGGGGCCAAAAAAAAAACGUGAGCGGCUCGUGGCUCGUCAAAAUUGCACUCCUCGUACCCGUAUGCUCUUCUUGCCCACACGAAAGACCCGCCCGAUCAGCGGAUCAGCGAGAAACCGUUUGUUUAAUUUCUUUCUUGUAGGGCAAACGCACGAUCGUACGCAUCUUGCGGCGUGCACUAGGUGGACAAUUUGUACCUGACUUGGUUUGGAGCGAUUUGUUGUACCAAACAUACUGGUGGCGAACGUUGCACGUUCAUUGCUACUGCAAACUUUAGCAGGAAUUGUAUGUGUGCUUGUGGUUUGAUAUUCCUUAAGCCAGACGUAUCGGAAUUGGACAUUCGCGAAGCGCAGACCAUUUUGGGGGCAUUCAUCCUUUCCUGCCCGCUUAAACCUAAACGUUCGGUGCGUACCGUUAGGGAUGCAAUUGGGAAUGCUGGUGCGGCGUGUUACAGUAGCUCUCCAACAAUUAGGACACUAAAACAAGACUGUAGUUAUCUAAGGCAAACCCCGUUUUAGAAUUUGGCACCUGAAUGUUAAAAGGUAUUUUGCAGGUACCACAUGUAUUGUGUGCUGCACAAUAUCGGUAUUUGUUACUAAACAAACACGUUGGCUCACUCACUAAACACUCGGAAAUUAUUAUCGGAUUCCACCACCUACAUUGUUUUGAUUUACAUACACUUCUCUGUACUUUUGAUAAUAAUCCGUCGUUGCUCACUGAACGAUUACUAGCGUUCUUGUUCACCAUAGUUAAUGUGGCUCUCGAUUGUUCGCUACACCCAACUUAAGGUACUUGCAGGAAAACAAAAUUAUUAAAACGAAUCGUUACAUUAUAGGAAAAAAAAGUUCGGUUCCACGCACAAAGGGAAAGAGAUGAUUUUCAACCCCCUCCCCACACACAGAUCUGAUAAUAAAUGUUUCAAUUGUGAACUUUAUCAUAA
Molecule: messenger RNA, 3524 nt
Organism: Anopheles stephensi (Asian malaria mosquito)
Lineage: Eukaryota; Metazoa; Arthropoda; Insecta; Diptera; Culicidae
Exons: 2
Coding region: 176-694 (172 amino acids)
Source: RefSeq, a predicted model, not a curated record